This is a messenger RNA of Helobdella robusta, 2958 nucleotides long. RefSeq lists its product as hypothetical. NCBI's taxonomy places the organism in Eukaryota, Metazoa, Annelida, Clitellata, Rhynchobdellida, Glossiphoniidae. Bases 1 to 2460 code for a protein of 819 amino acids. Gene Ontology annotation, biological process: DNA replication; telomere maintenance; double-strand break repair via homologous recombination. The record is from RefSeq and is a predicted model, not a curated record. The transcript is spliced from 19 exons. Gene Ontology annotation, molecular function: nucleotide binding; four-way junction helicase activity; 3'-5' DNA helicase activity. Gene Ontology annotation, cellular component: nucleoplasm; cytoplasm; nucleus.
AUGCUCACUCUGAACACAGGGAUUGAUCUACUGGCAAUAGACGAGGCACAUUGCGUUUCCCAGUGGGGCAACGACUUCAGGCCUGCCUACAGAGCACUCGGCAAAGUUAGGACAUUUCUGCCCGGGGUCUGUUUGAUGGCCCUGACGGCCACAGCCACCCCCGAGGUGCGCAAGGACAUAUGCGUCUCAUUGAAGCUCGUCAAUCCUGUCAUCACUUGCUCGGGAUUUGAUCGACCAAACCUGUUCCUAUCAGUCUGCAAAAAAAGUGGGGAUAUCAUCAGAGACAUUCAAAGUGAAAUGUCAAGGUCAUCAGCUUCAUCAUCGUCACACUCAUCAUCAUCUUCCUCGGGGUCAAAUAAUUUCGAGGGGUCAACAAUUAUUUAUUGCCCGACAAAGAAGAUGGCUGAAGAGGUGGAAUCGUUAUUAAGAUGCAUCAGCGUGCCAUGUGGACUGUACCAUGCUGGACUACCAUUAAAUACCAGGAAGCAUAACCACCACUUAUUCACCACUGAUCAGAUCAAGGUGAUCGUGGCAACUGUGGCAUUUGGCAUGGGCAUCGACAAACCGGAUGUCAGGAACAUUAUUCACUAUGGAGCCCCGAAAGACAUCGAGUCAUACUACCAGGAGAUAGGGAGGGCAGGUAGGGAUGGUCUGAGGAGCAGCUACUUCCUGGGCACCAUAGCCAGUGAGAAGUUCAGGGAGCAUAAGAUGCAGAUGCUGCUGAAGAUGCAGGAUUAUCUGGAAACGACCAAGUGCAGAAGGAGAAUGAUACUGAGUCAUUUUGAGAGCACAUCUCUUCCAGAUCUUGGUCCAAAGCCGAACUGUUGUGACAACUGCACUGCUAGGAUGAAACAGCAACAAAAUCAAGAUUAUAGCGACAGCAAUAACAAAACUAACAGUAGCAGCAGCAGCAAUGGUGUUGGUGGUUGCAAUGAUGAUGACAGCAAAGAAUUUUCAUCAGAGGCAUCAGACCUCUUAUCAUGCAUACAAAUGAUGAAUGGCAGUUUCGGCCUGACGACACCUAUCUUAUUUCUUCGAGGCUCACACGAUCAAAAGGUGCCAGAGAGGUUCAAAUCGAGCCCCUUGUUUGGCCGGGGCAAGGAGAGGUCACUCAAGUGGUGGAAGGCAUUCUCUCGCAUUCUUCUGUCAGAAGGAUAUUUAAAAGAGCAACCAAUAAAAGGUUCGUUUGGGUCGACCGUUGAUCUGACCCAAAAAUCUGUAACCUGGUUGGCCGAUUGGAAGAGACAACCAACCAAUAGCAAGCUUGUUCUUUCUAUGAAUAAAGAACUCAAAGAUAUGGAACAAGCCAAAGACAAUGCAAGGAAGGUGGAGACUUCGAAGACGUCAUCUGCCACAGCUUUCUCGAGCAACAAACCAACCAUUCUCUUGUCAUCAGAAGUGAAAGAUGGUUGGUUGUCCAGUUCGUCACAGGUUGAAAAUAACUUGGUAACUUCUGGUGAGGUCGUUUCAAAAGUUGACCCAAGAGAAGAAAAAUUGAAGUUAGACUUGUACGGUCAGCUGCUGAAAAUCAGAAACAACAUCAGCAACGAUACAGGCCUUUAUAGUUUCAACAUUUUCAGUAACAAGAUACUUCAAGAUAUUGUUAAAUUCAGACCAAUCAACAUAGAUACGUUGAGCAAAAUUGAUGACGUGGCUCAAGAGAAGGCCAACAAAUUUGGUGACCUGUUUAUUAAUUGUGUCAAGGACUUCUGUCUGCAACAUGAUUGGUCGACCAAUUUAAACAACAGCGAGGAUGACGAUCUGCGUGUGACGAGUUCAAGCAACAGAUCGGGAAUUGUUUACUGCGCUGAUGGCGAGAAGGAUGCAGCUGAUGAUGCAUGCAAAUUGACAGCAGAGGAAAAGGAGGCAUACGUCAACCUCUCAGAAACCAUCCAAACAACGUACAAGAUGUUCCAAAUGGAUAACAAAUCUCUUGUUGAAACAUCAAACAUCAGAAACCUCAAACCAUCAACCAUCGUCACACACCUGUGCACUUGCAUCACUUUCGGUUUGCCAGUCAACGCAAGGAGAUUGGGAGUGAGUGCCAGUGACGAGGAGUUAAUUCAUGACGUCAUCAGGAAUCCGCCAAUCAACUCAGACAUAACAAGACUGGGACCCAUCAAAGAACAACUGCCCGAUCAUUCGUUUGAUCAAAUUAAAGUUGUCCUGGCGUUGUUGCAGAGGAAAUUUUCAACAUCAACUGUCGUCAAAAAUGAAGUUGAGCAAUCAGCGCAGAACACUUCGACGACGAUUUCAGCACCAGCCCCGACAACAUUCACAGCAUCAGUUACUCACAAGCAGCAAGACAAUCAAAACAACGACGCUGCACGUUCAGACGGUUCGACUACAUCUCGACCCAACAACAAACGUACCCUCCCAGACUGGACAUCAAACUCUUCAUACCCUCCCAACUCGACUCUUAACAAGAAACUCAAGACCUCUUCCUUUUUUAAGCGAUAGUUGCUCCUAUUCAUUUGUAUAACCAAACACGCGCAUACAAUCACGUACACGCGCGCACACACAAACAUACACUACGUAAACAUCUUGUAAUAAACAUGAAAAAUCUAACUGCCCUGGCCAUAGUUGUCAUUUAAUUCUAAGUAUUUUUAAUUACUAUGUAUUUUUAAAGUAUUUAAUGAAAUUUUUUGAUUCCUCAGCAAUCGUUGGCAACGUUUUUUUGUGCUGAACAACAUUUUUAAAACUGACUUUGCCAUUCAAUCGAUAUAAACGUACGGCUAGUCCGUUUGUGCUUGUGGUAUGUAUGUGUGCAAGUAUGUGUGGUGUGUGUGUGUGUUUACGUGCGUGUGUAUGUAUGUGUGUGUGUUUACGUGUGUGUGUAUUUACGUGUGUGUGUGCUUACGAGUAUGAUUCUUUUGAAUGUUUCAAAUCGAAGAGUACAGUGUUUAACAUGGGUAGCAGAACACAAGUAUCUUUGCAAUAAUAAAUAAAUCAAUCAUC